Rhinocladiella mackenziei CBS 650.93 is the source of this 1653-nucleotide messenger RNA. RefSeq lists its product as uncharacterized. NCBI's taxonomy places the organism in Eukaryota, Fungi, Ascomycota, Eurotiomycetes, Chaetothyriales, Herpotrichiellaceae. The record is from RefSeq and is a predicted model, not a curated record. Bases 1 to 1653 code for a protein of 550 amino acids. The transcript has 2 exons.
AUGGCAGGAGUUGCCUCUGCGGGACCAGCGACCACGGUCGUCAAUGGGUCCAAGUCACCCUACGAUGUGGCGGGUUCUGCUAGUCAAGAGAAUACGACUACAAACAAAACCCGCCCCUCCGGCCUCCGUCAAAAUUCCACCGGAUCUACGCGUAUGCCCUUGUCGAAUCUCGCGCCGAAUCGUAAGGACAGCAGCGUGAACGGCCGAUUGGCCUAUAAUAGGGUGGAAGAGCUAGGCCAACAGGAGGGAAAUUUAAUACGGAGCGGGAGUGAACCAGACAGCUUGCUUGAUUUAUACAGAAGCAAUGCAAGCAGUGGAAAUGUCAGUCAACAAGCCAACGAUAAUGACAUCCCGGAAAACAUGUACCGGCCUGAACAGGACGACCCCGAGGGUUGGAUCCACCGGGACAAAUUAGCCAAGAUUGAGAGCGAAGAACUGCAAGCUGCAGGCAUCAAUUUGGCCAACGCGAGGAGGAAUGUGAACAAGGCCGUGAGAAGGGAGACCAGUCGCGGUCGGCGAAGUGAAGAACGCAGUCUUUCGGAUUUUCGCCGAGCUGAGACAGAAGAAACCAGACCCAAACUCGAAGAAGCGGUGGAAGAGGAAGACGACCGAUCCAAUUGGGAUUUUCGAAGCCCCGAAGAGAUUGCGGCUGACCAUGCUUCGUCACAAAUGUACUCGAAUCCGGUGUUGAGAAAGUCCGGAUCCAAGAUUCCUGUUUCGACGUCGAGUCCUCUACCUAUACCACAAGAGAGAAUCGAACGAGACACUCCUUUGGUCAGGAAACGCACUAUUAGUAACAGUAUGAGCCCGGAAGACGGCAUACCUGUCCUGAAAACCAGAACGCGAAAAGGGAGUACCGGCAGUCAACCCUUGCAUGAUGAAAGUGACCACCUGGCUACACCGGUCCCCAGCAACAAUUCGAAACUAUUAACCCCCAAGACAUCAUCUCCAACCAAGAUGAGACCAAAGACCGCUCAAUCGUCACCCCCGGAAACCUCGGCGGGAAGGAAACCAUCUGGUACGGCAAGGAAAGCCUCGACUAACAACAAUAAAACAUCUGCGACGCCUUCGCCGAAUCAAAGGCCCGGCACGAGAUCUGGGGAAUUGGAUCGGCCGCGAACCGCAGUCAAUCGGCCUGAAGGCGAUCCACCAUGGCUGGCAACCAUGUACAAACCGGACCCCAUGUUACCACCCGACGAGCAAAUUGUUCCCACGCAUGCUCGACGACAGCAACAAGCCCAAUGGGAAGACCAAGGAGCUAUUCCAAGCACCUACGAUCGCAAUUUCUCACCGCUGGCCAUUCACACGGGCAAUGGUCUUAUGAAGGAAGCAUCGCCGGUUCUUCCUUCAUCUCCUUCUUCAGAAAGAGACGCAGAACGAGAUGAGGGACGAGAAGGAAACGCAUGGCCGCUGAAGCCCGUUCCGAGUGUGCGGAAUUCUGGAGGUGGCCGACCUGGUACUGGCGGCAGUGCUACUGGUGGUUACAGCACGAUGCCGAGAGUGACGAGUCCGGCCGUUGUGCAUAGCCCACGAAUGGGAAGUAUAUCCACCACAUCAGCUCAACCGAAUCGAAUGCAAGUUCACCGGCUGCCGCAAAAUGAGAUGGACGAGAAAGUGAAAGAGAAAAGUUGUGGCUGCUGUGUCGUCAUGUAA